Postia placenta MAD-698-R-SB12 is the source of this 1153-nucleotide messenger RNA. RefSeq lists its product as hypothetical. The record is from RefSeq and is a predicted model, not a curated record. The transcript has 14 exons. Gene Ontology annotation, molecular function: oxidoreductase activity. Bases 48 to 1073 code for a protein of 341 amino acids. Lineage: Eukaryota; Fungi; Basidiomycota; Agaricomycetes; Polyporales; Adustoporiaceae.
GUGCAGCCCGGGACUCUUCCUGCGCAACCCUCUCAAGCAAGUACAAGAUGGCCAGCCCGAACCAGAAGAGCGCGCUGAAUAUUGUCAUGGGGGCCAUGACGUUUGGCGAGGAGGGGAAGGAGGGCGCUAGAGUUCACAAGUUGGAGGAUGUGGAAGCGAUUUUGGAUGUGUUCCAGGCGCAUGGACACACCGAGAUUGACACCGCGCGCACUUAUACUGGUGGCACGAGUGAGGAAUACCUCGGGAAGAUUGACUGGAAGAAGCGCGGGCUGAUACUCGAAACAAAAUUAUAUCCCAACGUCUCCAACACGAGACUGCAAAAUCCAGACAGGGAGUUGAUCUCCCACAAGCCAGAGGAUCUGCGCAAGCACCUCGAGCGGUCCUUGAAAGCGUUGAACACAGACCAACUAGAGAUGUGGUACCUCCAUGGACCCGACCGCACGACACCGAUUGGGCUUACGCUACGUGCAGUGAAUGAGCUGUACAAGGAGGGAAAAUUCAAACGUUUCGGGAUCAGUAACUACAUGGCCUGGGAAGUGGCCGAAAUAGUGCAGAUCUGCCGUGGAAACGGAUACAUCCAGCCGACAGCGUACCAGGGGAUCUACAACGCCGUCCACAGGAAAGUCGAGCCGGAACUAUUCCCUUGCCUCAGGAAGUUCGGCAUCGCCUUCUAUGAAUUCAAUCCGCUCGGUGGUGGAUUCUUCACUGGCAGGUAUCGCUCCCUGGAAGACAAGGUCGAGCCUGGGUCUCGUUUCGAUCCUGAGAAGGGACAAGGAAGGAGCUAUCGUGCACGUUACUGGAAUGAGCCCUACUUCAAGGCGCUCGCCUCCAUCGAAGAAAUUGCCAAAGAGCAUAACCUCACUCUUGCCGAGAUCGCCUUGCGCUGGAUCUCGCAUCACAGUCUGAUGAAGCGUGAAUACGGCGACGCUGUAAUCAUCGGCGCGUCUAGUGUGAAGCAUAUUGAAGAAAAUCUCGUUGAUUUGGAGAAGGGGCCGCUGCCGGAUGCCGUUGUGAAGGCCCUCGAUGAUACGUGGUUCUCUGUCGCCCCGUAUGCCACCAACUACUUCCACUGAAGGUGUGAAAGGUUGAGAGAAUGAAGUAGACAAUGGAUUGUACAGUAGCAUAUAUGUCUAUCGGAUGUGUUUUAUGAGGC